This is a messenger RNA of Thamnophis sirtalis, 207 nucleotides long. The record is from RefSeq and is a predicted model, not a curated record. NCBI's taxonomy places the organism in Eukaryota, Metazoa, Chordata, Lepidosauria, Squamata, Natricidae.
AAUCGCAUAGAUUUUGUGAUAGAGUGCAAGAUGCAUACACAUUACGUUGUUGCCCUCAGGUUCAUGGUGUUGUGAAUGACACAAUUGCCUUUGUAAAGAACAUAAUUACCACAGAGAUCAAUAGUGCAACAGACAAUCCUGUAUCCUUAUUUCUUUUUAAAAGAAAUUGGUUUUUUCCUCUUUAGGAGGAAAAUUUACUAUUUAACA